Populus trichocarpa (black cottonwood) is the source of this 2417-nucleotide messenger RNA. RefSeq names its product probable NOT transcription complex subunit VIP2. NCBI's taxonomy places the organism in Eukaryota, Viridiplantae, Streptophyta, Magnoliopsida, Malpighiales, Salicaceae. The transcript is spliced from 14 exons. Gene Ontology annotation, cellular component: CCR4-NOT core complex; P-body. The record is from RefSeq and is a predicted model, not a curated record. Gene Ontology annotation, biological process: regulation of DNA-templated transcription; nuclear-transcribed mRNA poly(A) tail shortening. Bases 259 to 2253 code for a protein of 664 amino acids.
CGUCCACGAUUGUUCGAUAUCGAACAAUAGAUCUAUCUCCAUACAUUUCGAUAAUUGUAUCCGCUGAUUUCAACUCUUCACAGCUAUCAUCGAAUUUUUGUAGGGCACUUCCAUCGUUCGAUCUAUUUUUCUCCAUCUUCACGUUGCUAAGAUCAUAUUAUAUUGACAAAAGAAAGCUCUCAAAUCGAUUGCUAUAGGUUGUAAGAGCAAAAAUCAUCUCUGAAAGGACUUCUCGCAUGAUCUUUGACCAUUUAUGAAAUGUCGGCGUUACUUAAUUCUGGUCUAAAUGGAUCAGCUUCAAAUCUUCCGGACAACACGGCGCGAUCUUUUGCUACAUCCUUCUCUGGCCAGUCCGGUGCGGCAGCCUCUCCUGUUUUUCAUCACAGUGGUGGAACUAUUCAAGGGCUGCAUAAUAUUCAUGGGAGCUUUAAUGUACCCAACAUGCCUGGAACUUUUGCUUCAAGAAACUCUACAAUCAAUAACAUUCCUUCAGGUGGGGUUCAACAACCUACUGGAAGCCUCUCCAGUGGACGGUUUGCGUCCAAUAAUCUUCCAGUUGGUCUCUCUCAGCUGUCUCAUGGCAGUUCCCAUGGACAUUCUGGGGUUACAAAUAGAGGAGGUUUAAGUGUUGUAGGAAAUCCAGGAUAUGGUAGCAACACCAAUGGAAUUGGUGGUUCUAUACCUGGUAUUCUCCCAACCUCUGCUGGAAUAGGUAACCGGAAUGCUGUUCCUGGAUUGGGGGUUUCCCAAAUUUUGGGCAAUACAGGUCCUAGGAUUACGAGUUCUGGAGGAAACAUGGUUGGUGGUGGGAACAUUGGGAGAAGCUUAAGCUCGGGUGGAGGACUAUCUGUCCCUGGUCUUGCAUCUCGUUUGAAUUUAACUGCAAAUAGCGGAUCUGGCAGCUUAGGCAUGCAAGGACAAAAUAGAUUAAUGACUGGUGUGCUUCCACAAGGAAAUCCACAGGUGAUUCCUAUGUUAGGAAACUCCUACCCCACUGCCAUUGGUCCUCUUUCCCAAAGCCAUGUUCAAGGUGUGAACAAUCUCAGCUCUAUGGGAAUGUUGAAUGAUGUGAUCUCCAAUGACAGUUCCCCUUUCGACAUUAACAAUGAUUUCCCUCAGUUGACAAGUCGUCCUAGUUCUGCUGGAGGGCCUCAAGGUCAAUUGGGUUCACUACGAAAACCUGGUCUUGGAGUUAGUCCCAUUGUUCAACAAAGCCAAGAGUUCAGCAUUCAGAAUGAAGAUUUUCCAGCUUUACCAGGAUUUAAAGGUGGUAAUGCUGAUUACACUAUGGAUUUGCAUCAGAAAGAACAAUUGCACGACAAUACCUUGUCAAUGAUGCAAUCUCAGCACUUCUCUAUAGGGAGAUCUGCUGGGUUCAACUUAGGAGAGGCUUAUUCAUCCUAUCGUCCUCAGCAGCAACAGCAACAUGCCCCAGCUGUCAGUAGUGGCGUCUCUUUUGCAUCUGUAAACAAUCAAGAUCUUCAUGGUUCAGAACUAUUUCCGUCUUCACAUUCAGCCUAUCACCCACAGACCAGUGGACCACCAGGAAUUGGGCUGAGACCUUUAAAUUCUCCGAAUACGGUAUCUGGUGUUGGAUCAUAUGACCAGCUCAUCCAGCAGUAUCAACACCAGAACCAGCCCCAGUUUCGACUACAACAAAUGUCGACUGUCAAUCAACCAUUUAGAGAUCAGGGCAUAAAGUCCAUGCAGACAGCACAAUCUGCACCUGAUCCAUUUGGGUUACUUGGCUUGUUAAGUGUUAUAAGGAUGAGUGAUCCUGAUCUGACCUCCCUGGCACUUGGAAUUGAUUUAACAACUCUUGGAUUGAAUUUGAAUUCAGCUGAGAGUCUUCACAAGACUUUUGGCUCCCCAUGGUCUGACGAGCCAGCAAAGGGUGAUCCAGAGUUCAAUGUUCCAAAGUGUUAUUAUGCUAAGCCACCACCUCCACUGGAUCAUAAUUACUUUUCAAAGCUCUGGACAGAAACGUUGCUCUAUGCCUUUUACAGCAUGCCAAAAGAUGAAGCUCAAUUACAUGCCGCAAACAUACUUUAUGAAAGAGGCUGGUUAUACCACAAGGAGCAGCGGCGUUGGUUAAAAAGAGUCCCCAACACAGAGCCACUUGUUAAAACGAGCGCAUAUGAGAGAGGGUCUUACCAUUGUUUUGAACCGAACACAUUUGAGAUAACACUCAAGGAAAAUUUCGUUCUCCAUUAUGAGAUGGUGGAAAAGAGACCGGGUCUGCCUCAACAUUAACCAGUGUUCUAUUUUGAAAUGUAAACACGCAUCAUUGAUUAGAACAAAGGAGGUCAAUUUCCAGUGUUAGUGCCUGCUUGAAAUUUGGUUAUUUUCAGCAAUUGUAUAGCCAUCAUGUUGCGCAGGGAUUUUUCAUUUUAACCAACAACUCUAUAUCUUCUCAA